GGGCGAUCAGGAGCAGGUCACAGCCUGCUCACAGCCUGUUUCCUGUUUUCAAACGGGGAACUUAGCAAAGUGGCAGCCCCUCGGCUGGUCACCGGAGCUUGGAACCAAGAGCUUGAAGGAGCCAUGUGAUACUCCUCCUGGACCCCUGGACACACACAGCCCCAGAGACUGGAGACUUGGAGCAUGGCAAGUCCAGAGCACCCUGGGAGCCCUGGCUGGACGGGACCCAUAACCCAGUGCACUGCAAGGACCAAGCAGGAAGCACCGGCCACUGGCCCUGACCUCCUGCACCCAGGAUCUGAUGGGCACUUAGACACGCACAGCGGCCUGAGCUCCAACUCCAGCAUGACCACGAGGGAGCUUCAGCAGUACUGGCAGAAGGAGAAAUGCCAUUGGAAGCAUGUCAAACUGCUCUUUGAGAUCGCUUCAGCUCGCAUCGAGGAGAGAAAAGUCUCUAAGUUUGUGGUGUACCAGAUCAUCGUCAUCCAGACCGGGAGCUUUGACAACAACAAGGCAGUCCUGGAACGGCGCUAUUCCGACUUCGCGAAGCUCCAGAAGGCGCUGCUGAAGACGUUCAGGGAGGAGAUCGAAGACGUGGAGUUCCCCAGGAAGCACCUGACCGGGAACUUCGCGGAGGAGAUCAUCUGCGAGCGCCGGCGCGCGCUGCAGGACUACCUGGGCCUGCUCUACGCCAUCCGCUGCGUGCGCCGCUCCCGGGAGUUCCUGGACUUCCUCACGCGGCCGGAGCUGCGCGAGGCCUUCGGCUGCCUGCGCGCCGGCCAGUACCCGCGCGCCCUGGAGCUGCUGCUGCGCGUGCUGCCGCUGCAGGAGAAGCUCACCGCCCACUGCCCCGCGGCCGCCGUCCCGGCCCUGUGCGCCGUGCUGCUGUGCCACCGCGACCUGGACCGCCCCGCCGAGGCCUUCGCGGCCGGAGAGAGGGCCCUGCAGCGCCUGCAGGCCCGGGAGGGCCAUCGCUACUACGCGCCUCUGCUGGACGCCAUGGUCCGCCUGGCCUAUGCGCUGGGCAAGGACUUCGUGUCUCUGCAGGAGAGGCUGGAGGAGAGCCAGCUCCGGAGGCCCAUGCCCCGCGGCAUCACCCUGAAGGAGCUCACUGUGCGGGAAUACCUCCACUGAGCCGGCCUGGGACCCCGCAGGGACGCUGGAGAUUUGGGGCCACCAUGGCUCACGGUGGGCUGUUUGGGCUUCUUCUUUUUUUUUUUUUUUUUUUCUUUUUCCUAUUCUUUUUUGGUAUUUGAGAUAGUCUUGUUCUGUCACCCAGUCUGGAGUGCAGUGGUUCAAUUAUGGCUCACUGCAGCCUCUAACUCCUGGGCACAAGCGAUCCUCCCAUCCCAGCCUCCCAAGUAGCUGGGACUACAGGUGUGAGCCACUGCCCGUGGCCUGGGGUUCAUUUUUAAUGGGAAAAGCAUUGAGGGCUCUAACUCACUAGGUGACUUUGGACAAGCCCCUCCUCUGGUCCUCCAUUUCCCCAUCUGUAUGGAACAGAGGUGCUCCUGGGGUAUCUUGGAAGCCUCUGCUUGUGUCCCAUGUCCCCUUGAUGCCAGGGUCACUUCAUCUCCAAAACAAAAACCCAGCUGACAAAACCCUGCAGAGCAGUGUCCACCUCACCAGUAUCUUCAUGGGAAGCUAGAGGAGAAGUUUACCUAGCACAUUCCAGACAAAGCUUAGUCCAUUUCCUUGAAGACAGUUUUCUCCAGCUGUUCCAAGGCUUUUCUCUCUGUUCCUUCCACCUCAGAAUUGCUUUAAAAUAUUCCCAUCCAUUAUCCUAAUACUAUCCUAAUAUUCUAGCCUUUCUCCUUUACCAUGUAGACCUGACACAGCAAAACAAAAGCUCACCUAUUGCCCUCAAGAACAGCCUCUACACACACACACACACACACACACACACACACACACACGGUGGGAGUUGUAUGCCAUCCUUUGAAGGGUGGUAGGAUCCUGAGCCUUUCAGAAAGCAAUAAUGGCAUAAGAUUUUAUGAUACAAGGCACUUUUGGCAAGGGAAGUUGUCAACCAUUUUUUCUGGCUGGGAUGGCAUAGCACAUUGUCUAGGUGUAGAUUUCCAUUCAUAAGGCAGCUGUUCCAUAAUGGCUUCCCUGGGUUAUGUAGACACAGCCCUGGGAGGAGGUGAUACAACAUACUUAAUGGGGCUUCUGGGUAGAAAACAGACUGAAUCCUCAACACUGCCCCUUUUGAGGGUCUGUGAUCCUGGAACCUGUCUGGUGGGUUGGGAUGCCCUUGACUGAGGUCCACUGUCUGGAAAGGACACCACAGGCCCAGAAUGAAGGGGCAUCUGGAUCAAUGACCCAGAUUCAACAUGGGGCUUGGAGCUGGUGGUACAGGCAGGUUUUGGCCCAAUGUGUGUUUGAGGCUGGAAUCUCCUAAAGACCUAAAGAGCCUGGAUGCAUUUAUUAGCGUGAAUUUAAAAGGCUGUAACUUGGGAACGUUAAUGUGAGCCACCACUUAAGGGGAGGAACUUGGCCCAGCAAGUGAUCACUCUAGAGGUGGACAAGCAUGCACCAGACCGCACCAGAAUCUGUUCAACAGCGACGCCUUGUGGUAACAACUAUAGGCACUCCAGCAGGCUAGAUGGGAGGUUGGAAGCAGGUGUCUUGGAACAGAUAUCCCUCAAGUCUCCCAAUCUACUCCAGGGAAAAGACACUUGAACUGGGAGAUAUUGGACUUCUUGAAAAGCUGGGCCUAUGGAAAAUUAAAGUAUUAAAUGGAAAAAUUAAAGAACUGUUACUCUAUUUGUGAUGAUGAAACAGAUUUUAUUGAUUUUGCCAGUUACUUCUUCAAAUCUAAAAUGCUAUCAACUCUAAGAUGCACCAAAUAUUUACUAAAUAGAAAAAAUACCCAACACGGACAGUUUAAUGGCAUAUUCCAGAGGAAAUUGGAAACCAAAGAGUCAGAAACCGGUGUAAGGGCUAACACCGAAUAAACCUGUUGUACAGGAGGGGACAUUAAGGAAAUUCACAUGAAUCAAACUUGGCACUGGGCGGAGGACUGGGAACUUCCCCUGAGAAUUUGAACUGCAGGCUGGCGCUCACCCAUGUUUUGGGGCUGAAUACACACAGCCUGGUCCAAAAUUCCUCAAGCAGAGGAAUCAUGUUAAAGUGGUCUCAGGCAGAGGUGUUCCAAGUGCCUCAAGACCUGGAGAUCUUCAGGCAUUUCCUGGGGCUGAAGGAUGUCAGCAUCAAGCCAGGCCAAUAAGGAGUGUAGGAUGCCAUUGAGUUCAGAGAUGCUGAAAUGUGGAAAAAAAAAAAAAAAGUG
Molecule: messenger RNA, 3289 nt
Organism: Cebus imitator (Panamanian white-faced capuchin)
Lineage: Eukaryota; Metazoa; Chordata; Mammalia; Primates; Cebidae
Gene: SNX20
Product: sorting nexin 20
Exons: 5
Coding region: 184-1134 (316 amino acids)
Biological process (GO): protein transport
Cellular component (GO): early endosome membrane
Molecular function (GO): phosphatidylinositol phosphate binding
Source: RefSeq, a predicted model, not a curated record